Molecule: messenger RNA, 1088 nt
Organism: Nematolebias whitei (Rio pearlfish)
Lineage: Eukaryota; Metazoa; Chordata; Actinopteri; Cyprinodontiformes; Rivulidae
Product: FH1/FH2 domain-containing protein 3
Biological process (GO): cortical actin cytoskeleton organization; actin filament network formation
Cellular component (GO): cytoplasm; cytoskeleton
Molecular function (GO): actin filament binding
Source: RefSeq, a predicted model, not a curated record
AUGGCGUACAACACACUUAGCAUCGUGUAUCAGCAUGCUGAGCGGCUGUACAACUCCAAGGGUCCAGAGCUCAGACGGUGUUUGUUCUCGCUCAAACAGCUCUUCCAGGACGAUAAAGACCUGGUUCCAGAGUUCGUGGCCUCUGAAGGUCUGACGUGUUUCAUUAAAGUUGGAGCCGAGGCCGAUCACAACUACCAGAACUACAUCCUUAGAGCUCUCAGUCAGAUCAUGCUGUUUGUGGACGGCAUGAAUGGAGUCAUAAACCACAACGAGACUGUGCAGUGGCUCUACACGCUAACUGGAAGUCUGUCUCGUCUGCUGGUGAAAACAUCUCUGAAGCUGCUCAUCGUCUUCGUGGAGUACUCGGAGUCCAACAGUCCUCUGUUCAUCAGCGCUGUCAACAUGGUGGACAGAAACAGAGGUGUGAGGCCGUGGACUAAUGUGAUCAAUGUUCUGAAGGAGAGAAAUGGUUCUGACACGGAGCUUCUAAUGUUUGCCAUGACACUCAUCAACAAGGCCCUGGCUGCACUCCCGGACCAGGACUCGUUCUAUGAUGUGACCGACUGCCUGGAGCAGCUGGGGAUGGAGGACAUCAUCCACAAACACAUGAUGGACAAAGGGAUGGAGCCGGACCUGCGAGCACAGUUCUCCAUCUACGAGACAGCUCUGCGGAACGAGGACAACGACGGGGAUGACUCCUCCCCUCACCUCCGUAAAGACAGAAGAAAAUUGGCCAUCAGCGAGCAUGAGGGCCGCAGGAGCCGACGCUCAUCCAAUCAGAACCUCCCUGACCUCCUGUCCCCCUCCCCCACCAAUGUUACCAUCCCGUCCCCCACCAGUUUGACUGUCCUGUCCCCCACUAAUUUGACUGUCCUGUCCCCGUCCUCCUCCAGUCCUCCCGUCUCCCCUGCCAUAUCCUCCCCCAGUCUCACUCCGCUGGACAGCAACCUGUUGUCACCUCUAUCCUCUAACGCCAGUAGCCCCACCUCCAGUCCAUCUGGAUCCCAGAGAGGAUCGCCGCUGCCCCCCCACUCACCUCCCAAUGGCAGUGUGACCACGGAGCAGGAGACCAAGGUCCCACCCAGCCC